Anoplopoma fimbria (sablefish) is the source of this 1353-nucleotide messenger RNA. RefSeq lists its product as uncharacterized. The transcript is spliced from 6 exons. Bases 65 to 781 code for a protein of 238 amino acids. The record is from RefSeq and is a predicted model, not a curated record. Lineage: Eukaryota; Metazoa; Chordata; Actinopteri; Perciformes; Anoplopomatidae.
AAUAGGCAGACGGAGCAGGACGGAGUAAACAAGCUUCAUCACAAAUACCGGGACACUUUUCUCCAUGUACAUCAAAUUUUGCCGCAGUUAUGGCGAGGAUAAAAAAGAUGAAGCCAGUGAAAACUUGUCACCCGAGUCCAAGUUAUCUGUUGAGCUGGAGGGGGGUAAAGGCAAACAGACUGAGGGAAACACACGUCUGUACCGUGCCGGAUGUUUAUUCCUCACCAUAAUCUGCCUGGUGCUGCUGCUGGUAAUCAUUAUCCUCAGUGUGAAACUCCAAACUGGCUCCACAGUGUGCCAUGAGAGAGCAGAAACUACAGCAGCAGACAGCAGGGGUCCUCCGUUUGCCCCAAGUUGCAGCCAUGAAGAGUGCAUGGCUCUAUUCCCCGACACUCUACCCCAACGUACGGGAUGUCAGCAGUGCAAUGCCGGGUGGCUGCCUUAUGGCCGGUCGUGUUUUUACUUCUCCACCUUCAGGCUGAGCUGGGCCAACAGCCAGAAGAACUGCAUCGCCAGAGGAGGAGCUCUGGCUGUUGUUACCAGCCGGAAAGUUCAGAAUUUUCUGACUGGGAAACGGAAAACCAAUUACUGGAUCGGGCUGAGACAAAAAGGAGCCACAUGGACCUGGGUCAACAACGAUGUGCUGCAGGAGAGUUACUGGGCAGAUUCUACACCAGAUGGAGAUUGUGGGAUCCUCAGUGGUAGAAAACCACCUGAGAAGAACUGGAUGAAAGCUUCCUGCGAAGCCGUCACCUACUACAUCUGUGAAGUGCAGCUCUGACAGCAUAUAUCUCUAUAACAGAGUAAUGAGCAAACCAAUCCUCUGUCAACAAGCAUCAACUCCUCCAUAACAUUUCAAAUCAUAUCUCUUUCCACUUUAAUCAGGAAUAUCCAGCAAAGAAAGAUAAUGAAGCUUUUUAGAUGAUAGUUUUAUAUUUAACGCUUGAAGAGCUGUUUAGUCAGAUUGUUUUAUAAUAUUAUAUAUAAAUAUACAUAUAUAUAAUCAUACUUUUGUGUAGAAUUCUGCCGCCUACUUUGUAUUAUAUCAUGUCAGUUAUGCUUAUAGGCACUUAUAAGCAAUAAUCACUACAUUACUCUUAUCUACUGUAUGAUUCUGUUAACUGCUGUCUGACUUCCACAAAUGAUGUCCAGUAAGUUUGUUUUAACAAAAUUUUAUUCUCAUAUAAAAACGUUCAUGCAUCUACACAAUAAGUUGAAUGUCUAUGUUUCACUUUAUUUUAGCUUAGCUUACAUUACUGCUACACAUGCUUUAUAUUGCUAGAAAAAUAACACACUCUUCUUUAGCAUAAUACUGCAGGAAAUAAUUGCACAGUUGAAUAUAAAGACAGAUUG